GGUGCAAAGAAAACUAAAGAAAAGAGAUUUACAAAAUAAAAUCGUCUUCAAUUUCUCUAUGCAUGUAAGCAUCUGUAUAUUUGUGUGUGAUUUUGUUUACAGUUUUAUUUGUACCAUUUUUUUAUGAACAAAGAAGGGUUUAGGAAACAGCAUAAAGAGAUGCACAAAACAACAAAUCAGUGGCCAUGGUGAAUGUUUCUUAUAUAUCCGGAGAUUAAGAAGUUUUAUUCACGAGAAUCUGCACCAUUUGUUAAGGCCCUUUCAGUUCCACCUCAAUUCCAUUUGGCCCAAUUUGGAUGACAACCAUUCCUGAAUCUACAGAUAAACCAACAUACUGUCCCCCCGUCCAGCUCAGCCCCUCCUGCACCUCGAGUCAUACCCCGCUCCAACUACAUUUCCAGCCACCUGGCUAUCCCAAAAAAGUUCGCUAACAAUGUGAGAGAGAAGUUAGCUGGAACUGUUGCUCUGAGAGGUCCAAGUGGGCACAUUUGGGAUGUAAGAUUGACAACAAAUGGGGAUACCAUUGUUCUCAAAGAGGGUUGGAAGGCGUUUAUCGAAGAUCAUUGCCUAGAGGAAAAUGAUAUUUUGAUAUUUAAAUACAACGGGAAUUCAAGAUUUGAUGUUUCGAUGUUUGACCAGGAAAACUUCUGUGAGAAAGAAGCUUCAUAUUUUGUGACAAAAUGUGUACAUAAAGAAAUUGAAUCUGGCCGUAAGAGACCAAUAACCAUGCCCGAAAGAACUGAUGAAAAGAUCAACGAACUCUUCAGUGAGUCUUCGGAUGAUGCCAUCGACUCCUGUUCAGAUAAAAAACCCAGGAAUGAUACUGCAAAUACGCCAGGCUUAAGAAAAGAAAGGAGAAAAAAAAACGGCAGACGAGGUUCCAGCAGUAGGAUUAAUACAUGUCCCUUGCAGCUGACAUCUCGUAGAAGGGCAGUAACUGAAGAUGAAAAAAAGAAAGCACUAGAAAUGGCAGGUGCAGCAUCGUCGGGAAACAGUUUUAUGGUCGUUAUGCGACCGUCACAUGUCUACAAUGGAUUCUACAUGUCUAUCCCUUAUGAGUGGGCAAGGAUGCAUCUCAGUCGAAAAAGCCAAGAUAUUGUUCUUCGUGUUAAAGAGAAUGCAUGGCAGGUCAAAUAUCAUCAAAAAGCUUAUAAUAAUGGCGGAUUGUAUGGUGGUUGGAAGAAUUUUGUUCAUGACAACUCCUUAGAAGAAUCUGACGUGUGUUUGUUUGAUCUAGCCAGUGGACCAAAUGACAGCAUCGUUUUAGACGUUCAAAUUUUUCGAGUUGCAGAGGAAGUGGUUUCACCAUCACAAGUUACUCCAGGCAACUCAAUGCCGGUUACAGGUGGAGGCCAACCAAGUCUCUCAAGGAACGUGAUGAAUGGAGGGGACGAUGCAUGAAUUGGGAUGCUUUUAUUUUGAUUAUAUCUUGAUAUAACUAGCUGGUUUUGGACUAAGAAUUAACCGUUGGCUUUGUGCUGACAAUUUCUACUUUCUUUUAGGUUGGUAAUUGUGUUACCAUUGUGAGCUUCUUCAUCAACUUAUUUUGUAGUAGUAAUAGUUUCUGCAUUUGUUCUU
Olea europaea var. sylvestris is the source of this 1578-nucleotide messenger RNA. Its product is annotated as B3 domain-containing protein REM16-like. The transcript is spliced from 4 exons. The record is from RefSeq and is a predicted model, not a curated record. Gene Ontology annotation, molecular function: DNA binding. Bases 628 to 1401 code for a protein of 257 amino acids. Lineage: Eukaryota; Viridiplantae; Streptophyta; Magnoliopsida; Lamiales; Oleaceae.